CCUUUCCCCCCCCCCUCUUCUCUUUCUCAGUCUAGUCUCUCUUUCUUCAACGGUCUCCAUUCUCUUCUUUUUAACGACUCUCUUUUCCUCAAAACCUCGGAUUGAUUCCGUCAGACUGCUACAUUCUCUCUCAACUGUUCUCUGUGCUAGAGACGUUGCUUCGUUCUUUCGAACCCAGUCAUUCUUUAUCCCAAGUUGUUGCGAAUCGAUUUCGCCGCUCACAUUCGUUGACCAACACCCCCCCCCGCAGUCUCUACCUACCUUACAAUCCAACACCACCCAUCUUACACAAACCCCCCAAAUCAUCGACAUGCAGCUCACUACCAAGGUCUCUGUCGCCCUUCUGGGUGCGCUCGCCGCCGUUGGCGAGGCCAACAUCCACCACAACCUGCACUUCCACGGCCGCGAUGCCGCCUCCAGCUCGGUUGCGGUCCCCCCCGUCACUCUCCCCACCACGACUGUCCAGCCUCCCCAGCCCGUUGUUGUGACCAGCUCCGCGUCCACCGCCGUUGCUGCCACUACUAGCCUGGCUGUCGCUCCGCAGGGCACCACCACUGCUGCUCCCGUCCCCGCUGCGCCCUCGUCCGAGGCUGUUGCUCCCGCCGGUCCCUCGUCCGUGGCUGUGGUUGUGCCUUCGGCUGCUUCCUCUGUCCCGGUUGUGCCUGUUGGCCCCUCCUCCGUGCCUGUGGUCCCUGUUGGCCCCUCCUCGGUUGUGCCCGGUGCUCACUCCUCGGCCCCCGUGCCUCCGUUCCCCUACUCUUCGGCCAUCACCUCCGCCCCCGGCCCUCUCGGCACCGGCGUGACCCAGUCUGCUGGAGCUACCAGCUCUGCUGCUGGCUCCGGCUCUGGCUCUGGCGCUGCCUCGGGUGCUGAGUCCGUCUCCACCGAGUACGAGACCCAGACCUCCACCAAGGAUGUCACUCUCACCUACACUCUGGGUGCCGGUGCCUCCAAGACCGUGGUGACCACCACUGUCCACCGCACCGUGACUGACAUCCAGACCGUCUAUGUGACCCCUGGAAGCCACAGCUCCAGCACUGCCAGCGCCGGUGCUCAGGACACUACCCUCACCUCGACCUCGACCGCCUUCGCCACCUACACGCUUCUGGCUGUCCCCUCGUCCACUGGUGCCGCUGGCUCUGCCGCCACCUCUGGUAGCUCCUCCGGCUCUGCCAGCUCCGGCUCCAGCGACAGCUGCGCUCCCGUCACUGUCACUGUCCACGACACCGUCACUGUGACUGUCGCCCCUACCACUGCCGCUGCUAUCACCGCCACCCCCGACACCAACGUCGAGGUUGCCCAGCCCACCACCAGCGCUGAGGACACCACCACCAGCGCCUCCACCACUGAGGCCGCUGCCACCAGCACUGCCACCGUCAUCCCUACCCCUCGCCCUCCCUUCGGCCACAGCAACGGCACCUUCCCCUACCCUAGCGGUGCUGCUCGUCCCACUGGCUUCCAGACCAGCAGCCGCGCGGCUUUCCCCUCGCACUUCCGCCGCGUCUACUAAGGGCAUCAGCCCGGCGCCUUCGUCUGUACUGAGAAUUGAUCCGGUGGCGUAAAGCUUGCGCUGGCCCUGUACCUAUGAGAGGAUUUCGAUAUUUAUGUUUCUGGUACAAACUUGACAAUUUCUUUUUCUUCUGCUUCAAUCCACCUAGUCUAUCUUCCAUUCUCGUCUACCCGGCUAGGUACUCUACCCAGGUUGUUCCAUUCUUGUGGGAUCCGUCCCGGUCCUACCCGUUAUCCAACGAAGCUGUUUCUUCAUUUAGUUUCUCUGUGAGAACCUCUCAUGGGACAUGGAUCUUUGUACGGUGACGGGCCAGACCCGGCGCGGGGGGGUUCCUAGCUGGAGCGGACGAGAGUGUCAGGCAUCUGUUCGCUCUCGGGACAUGUGUAUCUAUGUGAAGAAUAGAUCUAAGUGGGGUUUACGACCAUCCGAUGACGAUCUUGC
This is a messenger RNA of Aspergillus uvarum CBS 121591, 1951 nucleotides long. RefSeq lists its product as uncharacterized. The record is from RefSeq and is a predicted model, not a curated record. The transcript is spliced from 3 exons. Bases 311 to 1510 code for a protein of 399 amino acids. Lineage: Eukaryota; Fungi; Ascomycota; Eurotiomycetes; Eurotiales; Aspergillaceae.